This is a messenger RNA of Saimiri boliviensis boliviensis (Bolivian squirrel monkey), 2862 nucleotides long. RefSeq names its product sodium/potassium transporting ATPase interacting 1 (gene NKAIN1). The record is from RefSeq and is a predicted model, not a curated record. Lineage: Eukaryota; Metazoa; Chordata; Mammalia; Primates; Cebidae. Gene Ontology annotation, biological process: regulation of sodium ion transport.
AGUGCUGCUCUGCGCCGCGCCGCGCUCGGUGCCCGCUCUCCCUGCUCCGCGCUCCCCGCCAGCCGCCCCGGGGCAGGAGGCGCGCCUGACUGCCGGCCCGCCAGACAAAGGAGGCGCGGCUCGGCGGAGCCAGCGCGCGGACGGACGGACCAUGGACUCGGAGCGCGGGCGGCCGGCCCCAGCCCUGGGGACCCGACGCUCCCGGGCCCGGCCCUAAGCGCCCGGCCCCGCCGCCCGGCGCGCCCAGCGGGGAAGACGCGGAGCCCGCGCGGCGCGAGCAGGCGGCGGCCGCCGAGCAAGAGGGGCGCCGCGGCGGGCGGCCCGCGCAGCCCCCGGAGCCAUGGGCAAGUGCAGCGGGCGCUGCACGCUGGUCGCCUUCUGCUGCCUGCAGCUGGUGGCUGCGCUGGAGCGGCAGAUCUUUGACUUCCUGGGCUACCAGUGGGCUCCCAUCCUAGCCAACUUCCUACACAUCAUGGCAGUCAUCCUGGGCAUCUUUGGCACCGUGCAGUACCGCUCCCGGUACCUCAUCCUGUAUGCAGCCUGGCUGGUGCUCUGGGUUGGCUGGAAUGCGUUUAUCAUCUGCUUCUACUUGGAGGUUGGACAGCUGUCCCAGGACCGGGACUUCAUCAUGACCUUCAACACAUCCCUGCACCGCUCCUGGUGGAUGGAGAAUGGGCCUGGCUGCCUGGUGACACCCGUUCUGAACUCCCGCCUGGCUCUGGAGGACCACCAUGUCAUCUCUGUCACUGGCUGCCUGCUUGACUAUCCCUACAUUGAAGCCCUCAGCAGUGCCCUGCAGAUCUUCCUGGCACUGUUCGGCUUCGUGUUCGCCUGCUACGUGAGCAAAGUGUUCCUGGAGGAGGAGGACAGCUUUGACUUCAUCGGAGGCUUUGACUCCUACGGAUACCAGGCGCCCCAGAAGACGUCGCAUUUACAGCUGCAGCCUCUGUACACGUCGGGGUAGCCUCUGCCCAGCGCCCACCCCGGCGCCUCGCCCUGGGCUGCUGGACUGACCGCUGCUGCCGCGAGCUCGGGCCAAGGAGCAGGCGCGCCCCCUGGUGCCCCGCGCGCCCACUGCAGCCUGCGCCCGCCCCUGGGUCUGCAGCCGGAGACGCGGACUUGGUCUUGGACUUGGACUUGGCUCUUCACAGCCCCGACUUCGGAGGAGUGGGGCGGGGCGGGGGAGGGGCACCGCGGGUUUUCUGGUUUUGGUUUUUUGUUUGUUUGUUUUAAUCUCAGCCUUGGCGUGAGCUGGGGUCUUCCUCCCUCUCCAGCCUCUCCCUUUCCCUCUUCACCCAGCAUACUGCCCCCUGUCCAAAACAGCAGGACAUCAGACCCACCCCAUUUCACCACACCACUCACCAGCUCUGGGAAAGCGACUGUGAACUAGGAGCAGGAGUCCUGGGUUCUAAUCACAGGCCCAUCACUGGCUGUGACAUCUAGCAAAACCCUUGCACUCUCUGGGCCUCAGUCUCCCCACCUCAAGUAAUCCCUUAGCAAAUGCUCUCUUUUAGACUUCUCAUUUAACUCAAUUCCCUGAGCCAGACUGGGAUUAAAAUUCCCAUUUUGAGGCCCAGAGUUGUGAUUUGCUUGAGGCCACACAGCUAGAUUUCUGGUGGAAGUAUACUUUCUGCAGUUUCUGACUGUAAAACCCAGUGUCCGCUCUCUGAGUUCCAUUUCCAACCCCUCUCCAGCUUAGACCCAUGUGGCCACCAUAUUCACCCACCACCUCCACCACUUGCCAAUGCCUCUCUUAAAGCAAUAUACCCGUUCGUUCUCUUAUUGGGAACCGGAUGGACAGAGCCCUAAAUUCAGCCCCACCCACAGAGAAGCCUUCCUAUGCUCAGCCUCUGUCCACCCUUGGCAAACCUUUUAAACUCUCUCCUCCAGGAAAGUGGGGCCCCAACUCAGUCACCCCAUCCCCUUCCAGGUCCCCGAGGCUGGGUCUGCUGUAUCCUCCUCCCCUCCACAACUCUGCUCCCCCUGACAGCUCCAUCCACCUCACCAGUUGGAAGGCUUGUGGUUCCAGAGAGGAGCAAGGCUGGUCAGUGCUGCCCAGACACUAGUGUUUACAGAUCACCAGCGUUUACGACCAACCCAAUGACCAGAAGCCUCCUCUCACAAGCCCAGAAGGAGUUCUGAAGGGACAGAUGGGGGUGUGAGUAGUGGGGGGUUCAGGAUUGCCAGCACUCUCACCCUUCCUUGGGAGCAACUACAGACGAGAACACUUUUUCCCCACCUCCCUCUACAGACGCUCCUGAGGACCCUGCAUCCCAUGCCCUGCCUGGUGUGUCCACAGGUGAGAGGAUCAGGCCUCAGCAUUCCAAUCUGUGAGAGAGGCAUGGCCCUGGGUUAGAAAGGCGGUCAGGAGGCAUAGAGGGACACCCAGAUGGUGCAGAUGGUUUGCACACCUGAGCCUGUCUGUGGUGACCACUCCUUUCCUUGCCCACUACCCUCCAAUCUAUUCCCUACUCUCUAAGGCCAAAAUAUCCUGAGCAAGGCUGGCAACCUCACCUCACCAUCCCAUCUACAAUUAGCCAGCCCCAGGAGUUCUUCUGGCUCCCACAGGCAUGGAGCUCCCAGCUGGUGGGUACAGCUCCAGAGUGGGGCAGCUCCCUCAGGCUAAGCUGCUGCCCUCCGAUGGGCCAUCCCUGCCUCCAGCCCUCACUCCUUUCACCCCUACUUCCCCAGGCCCCUUUCUACUCAACGGGUGUAGCCACUGGUGCUUUGAAGCCUUUUGUUUUUAUAAGACGGUUUUUGCAAGGGGACCAGGUUCUCUUUUGACUGGGACCUUGCAUGGAGGGGAAUGCUCUCCUGGUUUCUGUGCAGGUGGGUUGAUUAAAGAUGGUGUUUUCUUCUCUA